AUGAGUACUGGUGGUAUAACAUUACUUAUCUCGGAGGGCACACAACCGAAUACAUUCUACGGCCAACAAACCAUCGGGAAGGUUUUGUACAUAUUCGACCUCGUGCUUUUCACCCUGGUCACCGGCGCUCUUGUCACCCGUUUCAUCAAAUACAAAGGCACAUUCCUGGCCUCCCUCACACACCCAACCGAAGGCCUCUUCUCGGCCUGUUUCUUCCUCUCCCUAGCAAGCAUCAUAGGAUCUGUCGUUCGCUACGGUAUCCCGAACUGCGGUUACUGGCUGGUCGUGGUCUGGAGGAUCCUCUUCUGGGUCUAUUUCGCCGCUACAUUCAUCUACGCUGUGGGAAUGUACCUGGUCCUUUUUGCGUCACCCAAACUGAAAAUUGACGACAUGACGCCUGCUUGGGAUCUCCCGAUCUUCCCCUUCAUGCUCUCGGGCACGAUCGCAACCAUCGGAGCUGGCAGCUCCGGCGGACAGCCGGCAGAUCAGGCGAUACCGAUGAUUGUAGCGGGGUUGACGGCGCAAGGACUCGGGAUGCUGGUUUCUAUCAUGAUGUAUGCAUGUUACAUCCGCCGCAUGGUCCAGUUCGGACUGCCGAGCCCUCACUCCCGGCCCGCGAUGUUCAUUGCCGUCGGACCACCCGGGUUUACUGCUUUGGCGCUCAUUGGCCUGGCGAAGGCGUGGCCAACCCACUAUUAUAACUACUUCGGUGACGACGAGGUGACGAGUCAGAUACUGCAGGUUAUGGCGACGAUGACGGGCGUCUUCAUAUGGUCUUCAGCUUUCUGGUUCUUCUGCCUUGCCCUGGCGUCUUGUCUGAUGUGCUGGAGAGCUAUUUCCUUCUCGAUGAGCUGGUAUGCCUGCAUUUUUCCUAAUGUUGGGUUCACGAUAGCCACUAUCAACAUCGGCCAAGCGUUUGAAAGUAAGGCUAUCCAGUGGGUGGGGACGGCGAUGACGCUCAUACUCAUAUGUGUAUAUCUGUCUGUAUUCGUUUGCCAGAUGAGGGCUUUGAUCCGAGCAGAGGUGGUGGCUGAGGGCAAAGACGAGGAUAUUUAUAUCAAUGAGCUCAGGCACAAGUACGGAAAGGUGAAGUGGACUGAGAACGAUGCAGAGAAGCAGGCGUAG
Messenger RNA from Diaporthe batatas, 1125 nucleotides. RefSeq lists its product as uncharacterized. Gene Ontology annotation, cellular component: membrane. Lineage: Eukaryota; Fungi; Ascomycota; Sordariomycetes; Diaporthales; Diaporthaceae. Bases 1 to 1125 code for a protein of 374 amino acids. The transcript has 2 exons. Gene Ontology annotation, molecular function: malate transmembrane transporter activity. The record is from RefSeq and is a predicted model, not a curated record. Gene Ontology annotation, biological process: malate transmembrane transport.